Molecule: messenger RNA, 7703 nt
Organism: Trematomus bernacchii (emerald rockcod)
Lineage: Eukaryota; Metazoa; Chordata; Actinopteri; Perciformes; Nototheniidae
Product: protein unc-13 homolog B-like
Biological process (GO): presynaptic dense core vesicle exocytosis; dense core granule priming; synaptic transmission, glutamatergic
Cellular component (GO): presynaptic membrane; plasma membrane; terminal bouton
Molecular function (GO): diacylglycerol binding; calcium ion binding; calmodulin binding
Source: RefSeq, a predicted model, not a curated record
CCACCAGAACCCUCUGGAUUUUCCACCUUGUCCUCACAUCUAUAAAAAAGAAUGACACGUUGCAAUGAAGCGGAAAGAAAAGGUUUUUUAAGAGUAGUCUUCAUGACUGCUGUGCAACAGGCAACUGGGCUGCAAACUCACUGAAGGCUCAUCGGCUUUGGAGGAACUGUUGCACAAAAUCCCGCUGCGAUGUCCCUGCUGUGUGUCCGAGUAAAGAAAGCAAAGCUACACGGUCCUCCAGACAAAUUCAACGCCUAUGUCACUUUAAAGGUGCAAAAUGUGAAGAGUACUACCAUCACAGUCCGAGGGGACCAGCCAUGUUGGGAGCAGGACUUCAUGUUUGAGAUCAAUCAUCUGGAGUCAGGUCUGGUGGUGGAGCUGUGGAAUAAAGGACUGAUCUGGGACACAAUGAUCGGCACAGCACUGAUACGGCUGCACACCAUUCGACAGUCUGACGAGGAGGGACCAGGGAAAUGGACAUCGCUUGACUCUGAAGUGUUAAUGCAGGAGGAUGAGAUCUGUGGAACUUCCAACCCAACUCCUCACCAAGUGCUGCUGGACACCCGAUUUGAGCUGCCCUUUGAUAUCCCAGAAGACGAAGCUCAGUACUGGACCAGUAAACUGGAUCGGAUCAAUACCAUGCGGAUACAUGACGAGUAUCCACUGCAAGACGAGGUCCAGAGAACACGAAUGGCUUCUGUUCCCUCUCAGUGCUCUUUGGAUGACCAUGACAGUGCAGUGGAUGACCGCGACAGUGACUACCGCAGUGAAACUGGCAACAGACCUCCACGGUUCCACAACACCUCCCAGACAAAUUCAUCAGUGCACCAGUACCCUAUAGGACGCAGGGUCCCACAUCACACCCUUUCCAGGGAGUCAGACUCUAUUCAAAACUAUGAGCUAGACUAUAGAGAAAUGAGGCAGCCCAGUCCACCGGACUGCAGUCGCUUUGAUUCAUCAGGCAACCUCAGCCCGGCCAGCUCCCAGCUCAGCUCUGAACCUGAGGAGCGGCGAGAUCCAGAGAACCCCCCCAGCACUCUGAGACCACCUCAGGAAAGCCAGAAGUCUUCCUGGAAUGAAGAAGAAAAUGAGGAAGAGUUUGAGAAAGAGCUGCAUCCGCUUCCAGAGCCUGGUUCCAACAAAGACUUGCAUGAAUCUUUGAUCAUUCUUCCUAAACCAAUCCUUGACAACCAGGAUAAGGCUAAAAUGUGUUUCUUUGAAGAUGGCCCUCCACCCUGCUCUCCAUCCAAAGUUCGCUGGCUGAAAGCGUACAACAAAGUCAGAGUACAGCUCCUUGAGAGCCGAGAUCAAGAUGGUGACCCCAACAAGCACGCAUGGGCCAAGCCAGGGGGAAACACACCGUUUGGCAUUGACAGCAUGCCAGACCUCCGCAAGAGGAGGCCCAUUCCCCUUGUUAGUGAAUUGGCUAUGUCUAUGAUACAAUCCAGGAAAGCUGGACUCGCCCACACACUGGCCACACGGACGUCCUUGAAAGACGAAGAGCUUAAAAACCAUGUGUACAAGAAGACCCUGCAGUCUUUGAUCUACCCCAUCUCCUGCACCACUCCACACAAUUUUGAGGUCUGGACGGCUACUACACCCACCUACUGCUACGAGUGUGAGGGUCUGCUGUGGGGCAUCGCCCGGCAGGGUAUGCGCUGUGCAGAGUGCGGGGUCAAAGUGCAUGAGAAGUGCCAAGAGCUGCUGAACGCCGACUGUCUGCAGAGGGCGGCCGAGAAGAGCUCCAAGACCGGGGCGGAGGACCGGACGCAGCACAUCAUCAUGGCCAUGAAGGACAGGAUGAAGAUCCGCGAGAGGAACAAACCGGAGAUCUUCGAUGAGAUCCGAAGCGUGUUCAAUAUCUCCAAAACGAUCCACGUCCAGCACAUGAAGAGCAUCAAGCAGAGCGUCCUGGACGGCACCUCCAAGUGGUCGGCCAAGAUCACCAUCAACAUCGUCAGUGCGCAGGGUCUCCAGGCCAAGGACAGAACAGGCUCCAGCGACCCGUAUGUCACCAUCCAAGUUGGAAAGACCAAGAAGAGAACAAAGACCAUCUACGGCAACCUGAACCCGGUCUGGGAGGAAAAAUACAGCUUCGAGUGCCACAACUCAUCAGACCGCGUCAAGCUGCGAGUUUGGGACGAAGACGAUGACAUCAAGUCACGAGUAAAGCAGCGCCUGAAGAGAGAGUCUGACGACUUCUUGGGCCAGAGCAUCAUCGAGGUCCGAACUCUGAGCGGAGAGAUGGACGUCUGGUACAACUUGGAAAAGCGAACAGACAAGUCGGCGGUGUCUGGUGCUAUUCGUCUUCAGAUCAGUGUGGAGAUCGAGGGAGAGGAGAAGGUGGCACCCUAUCACGUACAGUACACGUGCCUUCAUGAGAACAUGUUCCACUUCUCCACGGACAUAGAGGGGGGCGGCGUCGUGAAGAUCCCAGCGGCUCACGGAGACGAUGCGUGGAAGGUUUACUUUGAUGAGUUACAGCAGGAAAUCGUGGACGAGUUCGCCAUGCGCUAUGGCAUCGAGUCCAUAUACCAGGCCAUGACCCAUUUCUCUUGCCUGUCCUCUAAGUACAUGCUGUCAGGGGUUCCGGCAGUGAUGAGCACACUACUGGCCAACAUAAACGCCUUCUACGCCCACCCAACAGCCUCCACCAACGUCUCCGCUCCGGCUAGGUUUGCAGCCUCCAACUUCGGGAGAGAUCGUUUUGUGAAGCUCCUGGAUCAGCUGCACAACUCCCUGCGUAUCGACCUCUCCAUGUACAGAAACAACUUCCCAGCCAGCAGCAAGCCUCGCCUGCAUGACCUCAAGUCAACAGUGGAUCUCCUCACCAGCAUCACCUUCUUCAGGAUGAAGGUCUUGGAGCUGCCGAGUCCUCCGAGGGCCGCCAACGUUGUCCGGGACUGUGUGAAGGCCUGCCUGAACUCCACCUACGAGUACAUUUUCAACAACUGUCAGGAGCUCUUCAACCGCCAGUUCCAGCCCGCCGAGGAGAAGAAAGAGGAGAACCAGCAGGAGGAGCAGGGUCCGAGCAUUCAGAAUCUGGAAUUUUGGCCAAAACUCAUCACGCUCAUCGUCUCCAUCAUCGAGGAGGACAAGAACUCCUACACAACCAUCAUCAACCAGUUUCCUCAGGAACUGGACGUGGGUAAAGUCAGCGCUGAGGUCAUCUGGAGGCUGUUCUCUCAGGACAUGAAAUAUGCCCUGGAGGAACACGAGAAGCAUAGACUAUGUAAGACUGCUGACUACAUGAACCUACACUUCAAGGUCAAGUGGCUUUACAACGAGUAUGUUAAGGACCUGCCCGCCUUCACAGACACUGUGCCUGAGUACCCUGCGUGGUUCCUCCAGUUUGUCCUGGCCUGGCUGGCUGAGAACGAGGAGGUGUCGAUGGAGUUCAUGCACGGGGCGCUGGAGAGAGACAAGAGAGAAGGGUUCCAGCAGACGUCUGAGCAUGCUCUGUUCUCCUGCUCCGUGGUGGACAUCUUCACUCAGCUCAACCAGAGCUUUGAGAUCAUCAAGAAGCUGGACUGCCCUGACCCCGCUGUGGUGGCUCAUUACAACCGGCGCUUCGCCAAGACGAUCACCAAAGUGCUGCUGCAGUACUGUGCCGUGCUGGCCAAGAGCUUUCCCUCCUACUGUGAGAAGGAAAAGAUACCCUGUGUGCUGAUGAACAACAUCCAGCAGAUGAGGGUCCUGUUGGAGAAGAUGUUCGAGUCGAUGGGAGCAAAACAGCUGGAUACCGAGGCAGCCGACAUCCUUAAUGACCUGCAGGUGAAGCUAAACACCUUUCUGGACAACUUCAGCAUGGGAUUUGCCAAGAGCUUCCAGGCUCGUAUUAACGGCUGCAUGCGUCAGAUGGCUGAGCUCCUCUACCAGAUCAAAGGCCCCCCCAACCACAACACUGCAGAGGCAGACGCUGACAACAUGCUGAGGCCCCUCAUGGAGUUCCUGGAUGGGAAUCUCAGUAUCUUUGCUGACGUCUGUGAGAAGUCAGUGUUGAAGAGGAUCCUGAAGGAUCUGUGGAAGAUGGUGCUGAGCAGCCUGGAGAAGACCAUCGUCCUGCCGCAGAGCAACGACAGUCUGGGUGCCCAGCUCCUCACAGCAGCUAAAGGACUGUCCAGUCUCAAGGGAGGGGGUGAAACCAAAACCUUGACGCCCAAACAGUGUAUAAUCAUGGACGCAGGGCUGGAGACCAUCAAGCAAUACUUCCACGCAGGAGGAAACGGGCUGAAGAAGGCGUUCGUGGAGAAAAGUCCUGAACUAGCUUCACUGCGUUACGCCCUCUCCCUCUACUCCCAGAGCACCGACGCUCUCAUCAAGACCUUUGUCACCACACAGCACUCCCAAGUGCAUGAUGGGAUGGGCAUCAGGAUCACUGGAAAUGAGAAGAUCCGACCUGAUAGGGGCUCGGGGAUAGAGAAGCCCAUUGGAGAGGCCAUACUGCAGAUCGACAUGAUGCUCGGAAAAGAACGCAAAAUCAUUGUGAAAGUCAUCGCAGUGAAUGACAUGAAGUGGCAGACAUCAGGGAUGUUCCGGCCUUUCGUGGACGUCUCCAUGGUCGGUCCCUUCCUGGCCGACAAGAAGCGCAAAUUCACCACAAAGUCCAAGAACAACAGCUGGUCGGCGAAGUUCAACGAGGCUUUCCAGUUUGUCCUGGGUAAGGAGUCCCCGGACUGCUAUGAGCUCCAGAUGACGGUGAAGGACUACUGUUUCGGCCGGGUGGACCGGGUGGUGGGCAUGGCUGUGAUCCAGCUCCGGGACAUCGCUGACCGCAAGAGCUGCGUCUGCUGGUGUCCGAUCGGCCCGCGCGUCCAAACCGACGAAACGGGCCUGACGGUGAUGCGCAUCUUGUCCCAGCGGCCUGCGGACGAAGUGGCCAAAGAGUUCGUCAAGCUGAAAUCUGAAACUCGUCCUGUGGAGGAGGGCAGAUGAGCGGAGAUGCUGACUGAAGAACAAAGAAAUUGUGAAAAUGUGAAACUGACAUGGAGCAUGGUCAGGGUGUAGAGUCAGGGCUAUGUGGUUCUGUAUGUUGUUUAUGAGCACUUUUCAUAUAUCAUCUCAGCAAACACAGACCAUUAGAGCCUCUGACAUGGAGGAGAUCCUCAAAAGACAGAAGUAAGUCGACAAUUUGUCAUAGCUAUGGUAACAAGGAAAUGUAUUUAAUUCAAAGGGCACAUUUUGGGAAGGAGAUGCUUUCUCAAAAUGUUGAAAAAGAAGAACACAAUCAGCACCAAUCUUCUAAUCCUGAUGACGGACUAUUUUGUAUGCCUGUAGCAAAUUAAACCCGUCAUCUGUUGGUGAUCCGAGAUGCUUAUCCACAGCCUUUACCAAACAAAGUACAUUGUCUCCGUCUAUCUGACAGCAGGGGUGGACUAAGACAAAAAAACUCUGCUCUGGCAUUUUAGCCCAGACCUGCCUACCAUUUAUUUUUGAUAGGUUGUUAUGCCCUGAAGACGAAUGCAUAUCAGCUCAUAUUAAGCUUUAUGUCAAGAUUCACAUAAUCUUACAUAACAACAAUAUACCCUGGAAACGCAAUUACCAGUAACUAUGGUUACUAGAUGGAGACUUGAGGAGCCACUGGCUGAGUUUCUCUGAGCAGCAAUAUGCUUAAAGGGUUUGAAAAGUCCAGGGCUAUGUCCAAGGCGGCCCCUCUUGCAUUGUUUCUUCUCCAUUUUGGCCUGUUAUGCAGAUGUGCUGUUUUACUGAGUCCAAAGGGGGAAGGUACAAAUAUGUGAUUGGGUCAGCCCAGUGUCAAUUGGAUAAAAAACAAACAAUGGGCCGUCUUACCUGUUUUAUGGGGAUUCAGGGAGAAGAAAAAAAAAGAAGAUGGUUGUGUCGGCCAAAAUAGCAAGGCGACCAGCAGGAAAAUGUUCGCUAUUCCACAUGGCCAGUCAACCCCUGCCUAAAACUGCAUGGACCUGAGUCGUUACUUCUGAGAGCUCAUAAGGACUAAUGUUUAACGAUCAUAAAUCAUUUAUGACAUGAGAGGAAAGUGAGUUGGAGGAAGUAAUCCCAGAUUGGUGACUCCUGACAGUCGGACACUGCUUAAUCUGGUAGCCACUGUUUUCCCCCAAAAAAGUGAAAUUGAAUGAACAAAUGUCUGUGCUUAACAAUGGAGCUUAACAAUAGAGCCAAAUAAAACAGCAAAACAGGAUCGUGUUUUACUCGAUUUUGAUGAUAAAAUUAACUUUCACACACAGUGAAUGCAUCACAAGUCCUUAUUCAGGCAAAUUGGCACUUGUAGCAACACGUUUACGUUACAGAAAUAAAGAUAUUCAGGAUACGUCCAUCCAGAGAGUGCAUGUUAUUAAAUUGCAGCGUUUCUGGAGAGUUGAUGCGAAGCUUCGCUAGAAAAUACCCUCAGACAGUCAUAUUUUUCAUGUAGCUGAACCAGGAAGAAGUCUGUCAAGAUGCAUGUGAAAUAUUUUUACCAGAAGGAAAAUCUAAAACCUUGGUAAAAUCGAAGAAAUGAAAUACUGAGAUAAAAUCAUUUGAAAUACAUAGCCUUAAAAAAUGAAAUCCUGCAAGCUAUCGUAGCUAGCUCAGUGUACAUCGUGCUCAGACUUUAGUGACGGUGUGGAGGAUUUGAAUUGAGUGUUGCAGGUUGCAGAUUGCAACCAACUAAAUACCCUUUGGCUCAGCCCACUUUUGAACCAAACAUGAAUGGAUACAACAUUGACUUGUGAAGUUAAAAAACUAGAUUUUCUAUGAAAGCGAAGAACUAUAGUAGAGUUGUUUAAAAUAUUUGACAGACCUCUGAACUGUGGCCAGCUGAACAUAGUUCAGCUGAGAAGAAAUGCAGAGUCAUACGUUUUUAAUUUAGCUCUUCUCUGUUUUUGCCAUGUGUCAAACUGUGACUGUAGACUCUGUUUACCUGCAACCUGCUCUUAAUGUAAAAAGGGGUUAGAUAAUGUGAACACAUGUUAUGGAGGAACAGAAAUGGACCUCUAAGAAUGUAAUAUUAGUCUGUAUUUGCAAUUUUUAAUUGGAUGAGAACUCACAGUAAGUCGUACAGCCUUGCCAUGCAUGCACAUACUUUACCAAUCAUAUGUUUGUGGAUAUUUGAUUGGUGUUAUUGCAUUAAACACACUACAAACUUAGAUCUGGAUGAAAAAAACAUGCAGGCAGGUUGUUAAAUUGACUGAAGACUAACUAGGUUUGUUCCACACUCUUGUAUGUUUACUACGUGCCAAGGAACGCAAGUGUUCAGCCAUGUUCGGCAAGCUCUCAUCAAUAUUUUGUUUGCAGACAGAAGUGGCCAUUGUAGAUAUGCCAAUGCUUACUGCACGAUUGCCAAAAGUAGCUGCACUUUGCUCCAAACUCAAGAAGAUCUGUUUGGUCAUUCAGAUAAAUGAAAUGGAAAUUAGUUUUGUCACGGAUUCUGCCGUAUUAAACUGAACCAACAUAUUUAUGUGUAAGCUAUUGUUAUUUUACAAUGGCCACAGCUGUAGGGACAACUGAACUCUUGCACUAUGUUCAAAAACUAACUGUACAUUUGUAAAAAAAAAAAAAAAAGCCUACGACCAGAGCAUGUAUUUAUUGUAUACAAAGUCACCUAGAAUUGUGAUCUUUUUCCUGUAUGUACUGGGAAAUAUGAAGAAUGAUCAACUGUAUUUAAAGUAGUUAUCAUUAUUCUAAUGUGACAUUAUGUUGAAUAUACUUGUAACAAUAUUUUGUACAUAAAAUAUUUAUGAAUCAAU